Molecule: messenger RNA, 1002 nt
Organism: Branchiostoma belcheri (Belcher's lancelet)
Lineage: Eukaryota; Metazoa; Chordata; Leptocardii; Amphioxiformes; Branchiostomatidae
Product: transmembrane protein 60-like
Exons: 1
Coding region: 234-629 (131 amino acids)
Source: RefSeq, a predicted model, not a curated record
CGUAGAGAAACGAUGAUGAUGAUAGACAUGGUGGUGUUGGUUCGGGCUGAUUGUGAGAGAGAUUCUGUCUGUUUUUCCUAGCGACCACAGGGAGUUGAGACAACCUUGCGUGUACCAGAAUGGUGUAUAAGGAAUAUCGGUGUCAAACGACAGAACCUACGUUGAGCUGAGAACCAUAACCGGCGGUAUACUGUCGUACGCAAGCCGAAAACACAGAAGACAGUUCGUCCAAGAUGGCGCUGGUUCACCGAGUACUGUUUACAUGGCUCAUGACGCUGUUUUUCCUCAUCCUUCUCGUUCUAAGACUUGACGGGGGAACGAUCUGGAACUGGUUCAUCAUCUUCGUGCCCCUGUGGGCCUUCGACGCCAUCAUCCUCGCCAUGCUAGCCAUACGGAUGAUCAGACACUGCCGGAACGGCUACGAUAGCGACGAUGUUACCAUGAAGAAGAAACUGUGGUAUCUGCUGGUGAUGAUGCUGAAACUCGGCUUCCAGAUGACGCUGUGCCUGAAGCUGCAGUACUUCCGCACGAUCCCCUUCUACCUGGCCUUCCUGCCGCUCUGGGGCUUCCUACUCUGCGUGGCAGGCGACAUCUUCAGAAGUUUCCUACUGCGUUUGAGAAAUGACUAAACUAUAUGGACUCUGAAAAGACUGUAUACGUAUGAAUAUUAGUUAUAACAAAUUAUGUACAUUGAAUCUCUUAUAGAUGUUAUAAAAUUAGAUGAUGCAACACUAUGUACAGUAUGUGGAUUUUUUCGGUAUGCCUUCAACACAAGUUAGUUUGAUUUCUGACAUACCUUGUACAUAAACAUUUAAAGUGUACCACAAUUCAAGGUGUAACAUUUAAUCUUUUGAUGUCAUAAUGAGACUGAACUCGUUGAAGCACAGUUUAACCAUUUCCAUGCUGACUAAUGCUAACUAAUGCUGUAAGGAAUAGAAAAACGAACCAAUGAUGAGCCUUCAGCAGGAAAAAGGUCAUACGAGGCUGUCAUCUGUAUAAUUU